AUGGAUGCAGUGCCUUUCACUCCGAGCCAGGGAGUGCUCUCACCCACACCCAGCAACAUGGCUGCCCUGUGGUACCAGCAUCAGCAUGCCUACAUGACCGACUCCCCUAAUUACCACCGCUACCCAGGCACACCGGUCUACACUGUGCCAGUAGGAUCAGCUGCAUGGCCCUCGAGGCAGGUGAUACAGAGGUCUGUGAGCCUUGGAGGAGGGCCGCCGUGGCCGCCAGCAAUGCACUCUGCGCCGGCCUCGCCCGUCUAUGCCUUCGCGCACGGCCAUAUGGGCGGCACAUGGCAGCUGCAGCCAGUUCCCUGGCAUCACUCACCCCACCCGAUGACUCGCCCCGUUGGGGGCUAUGUGCCCCUGUCGCCCUCCCCCUGCCAGCAGAUGCCUUCUCAGGCUGGCCUGGCGAUGUUCCCGCCAGCUUUCCAGCCGCCGCCGCCCCCUGUGCAUGUGCCGGUGAUGGUCCGGCCUGCCACCUCACCUGCGCCCCUGGGCGCCAGCCAGCACUCGCCCCAGCAGUCGGACGCAGACUCCCAAUGGGACACCCUGCUGUCCUGGCAGGGUCCCCACUCUCCGGCAUCAAGGGAGGCAGCCGGCAACAGCCGCAUCAUGAACCUGGAAUUUGUGUCGGCUCUACACCACAACCACAGGGCCGUGGGGAGCGCCAUGCAGCAGCUCGAACAGAGCGGCCCAGAGCCACUGCAGACAGCGGUGACAGAGCUGCGGCACCUGAUGGAGUUUCACGGUGUUUUGCCAUUGCGAGGGGGCAGCAAGGGGGAUACCGAUGAUGCGAGUAGUGCCUCUAUGUCGCCGGAAUCAACUUCUGUAGCAACCAAGGGCGAGGAGGACAUUAAAGAGGGCAUUGAAGAGGGCGGUGGAUGA
Coccomyxa subellipsoidea C-169 is the source of this 885-nucleotide messenger RNA. RefSeq lists its product as hypothetical. The record is from RefSeq and is a predicted model, not a curated record. NCBI's taxonomy places the organism in Eukaryota, Viridiplantae, Chlorophyta, Trebouxiophyceae, Coccomyxaceae. Bases 1 to 885 code for a protein of 294 amino acids. The transcript is spliced from 5 exons.